AUGGGGUGUAAAUCAUCUGUCUUCGUUCGACCUCAGGUUCUCCCAGAAAUAAUAAUAUCCCUUGUCUGGGUUUCCCAACAGGAGAUUGAAGCCCUCGUCAAUGCCACCGACACGCUCGAGAUCACACGACGGGAGCCAGGCAUAACAUGGGCCACAACACCAACAACGACAUAUGCAACAACCACGCUGCCCACUGAUGAUCACGAAGAAAAGGAAGCCGAGCCCACUGCUGAGCAAACCCGACAGGGUCAAAUUUACCAUAUUCAAACAAAGGCACUUGACCGGCCGGUUAAAUAUACCAGUCAAAUACGCCUCAUGGUCCUGCCAUUUGGGUUCCAAUUCUUAGGGACCGAGGGCUACGAUGUAGCACCCGGUCUCCAAUUCGUGGCACGUCACGCUGUAGUCAUUGCCUUGCCUCUCGUGCCUGUUCUUCCUCGAAGACUUCUCCGGGAGAUCUACGUCCGUGAAGACACCGCAACGUCGGCGACAGAGUCACUGGGGCAUGUGUUGGCUGGGGUGGAUCGGUUUGCUUUUUGGGAGAGUAACUUGAAGGAACUCGUCCUCUGGUGGCUGUCCCUACUGAGACCCCACUGGUUUUUAGUUGCGUGUGCUUUGGUGCUUGUUCUCAUGUUUAUCCUGGUGAUUAUCUUGUCUUAA
This is a messenger RNA of Penicillium hordei, 657 nucleotides long. RefSeq lists its product as uncharacterized. Bases 1 to 657 code for a protein of 218 amino acids. The record is from RefSeq and is a predicted model, not a curated record. The transcript has 2 exons. Lineage: Eukaryota; Fungi; Ascomycota; Eurotiomycetes; Eurotiales; Aspergillaceae.